Hirsutella rhossiliensis is the source of this 444-nucleotide messenger RNA. RefSeq lists its product as uncharacterized. Bases 1 to 444 code for a protein of 147 amino acids. NCBI's taxonomy places the organism in Eukaryota, Fungi, Ascomycota, Sordariomycetes, Hypocreales, Ophiocordycipitaceae. The transcript has 3 exons. The record is from RefSeq and is a predicted model, not a curated record.
AUGUGGUGGAGGGUCAUUUCGCCCUCCCUGCUGCGGGUGACCAGGACUAUCCAGAAGUCCCUCGUGGUACGACGUGCGCAAGACGGUAAAGACUCGGAUGACAGGGGUGCGGACACCGACCUAGUCGUCGGCGAUGACCCCGUCGACGGCGUCGUGCCCGGCGGCUCCGUCGAUGAAGCCGCCAGGAACUACAAGAAGGCCAAGGUUAACCUCCUCGGGGGGGCGGCGGCCGACGAGCGCACAAAGGUGAUGACGUGCGAGGAAUACGUCAUCUAUUCCGGGUACCGCCAGACCUCCUUCACCUGGCACAAUGGCAAGCGCUUCCGCGAGUGGGCCUCCGGUGAGGGCAAGAUCCCAAUCGAGCCUCCCCACAUCCAGGAGGCCUUUCGUAGGUUCCAACACAGGCCCAGGAAGAUGCGGCACACGCCUCUCAACAUCAUCUGA